CGUUUACACAUAACCUCAAUGUAUUUCUAGGUUAUAUCGAGCAUGUUUGUUUUUUUUCUGCGUGGAAAAAAUGUCUCAAGUUAAAAACAAGAAGGGUGCAUCUCCGUGGUAUCAGUGCGAAAAUUGCCUGACGAAUUUGAUACACAAGGACAUCGAAAUACACGCAAACGACUGCCCGCCAAAUUUAAAAAAACCGGAGUAUGGAUUUGUCAAGGAUGGGGUUUUGUAUGGGCAUUUGGACGUUAAAGUUAAUGAAGAAAUAAAGAAUGUUGAUAGUAAGGGGAAGGAUUUUUUGGUUUUCUUGAGUCAAGGUGCUAUACAGCUCACAAAUUUGUCUAUCGGUGAUUGGUGUAAGGUUGAAUCGUUGGAUGAUGGUGUCGCGCCAUUGGCUAAAAUUGUAUGGCCCACUGUGGAAAAAACGCUCACUAGUGUUCUUAUGACCAAAAAUAGUAUCGAUUUAAAUCUUAAUGAUGCUAAAAAUUUGGUUGUGUCCAAGUUAGAGUGUAAUAAAGUCGCGUCGUUAGUCACUAUAGUGGUUUUAAAUGGUCCAAAAUCGCUUGAAAUUACACAAGAGCUAAAUAAUAGGAUUAGUAAGAGUCAUAUUGGUAAAAUAUUAAGAAAAAAAAACUGUAUAAGUGUUAUGUAUUACGGUAAAGUACUUAAGUUUGAAAUUAAGGAUAUUUCCGGUGCCAGUAACGGCGAUAUAUGCGAUGAAAUGGGUGAUUUAAGCUUAAAUGAUGAUUUUUAUAUGAUAACUGAAAAAACAAAGUGGAAAUUAUACAAAGAUAAAUUAGAAUUUAAAAAGUCUGUUGAGAAAGUUAACUUGCUAGACAGGAUAGCAGGUCUUACAGAUGAAAUUUCAGAAAUAAAAUCAACAAUUAAUGCUUGCUUUAACAAAAAAUUGAAGGGUUUGAAGUGUAAAUCUAUUUUAUUAUAUGGUAACUCUGGAACAGGGAAAACUGUAUUAGCGAAUGCUAUAGCACAGGAUACUAAAGUAAACAUUGUUAAUAUAUGUGCCCCAGAUUUGUACAGUAAAUAUUCAGGGAAUAUUGAAGAAGUUAUAAAGGAGUUAUUUCAGAGUGCAAUAGAUAAUUCACCUAGUAUUGUAGUGCUAGAUGAGGUGGAUAUUCUAUGUCCAAUAAGAAGUAAUAGGGUUACUGAUACUGAAAAAAGAAUUGUCUCUUCUUUAUUGAUGAUGUUUGACAAAUUAAAAGAGGAAGAUGCAAAGGUUUUUGUUAUUGCUACCACAAAUAAACCUGAUAAUAUUGACCCUUCAUUUAGGAGGUUUGGGAGGCUCGACAGGGAAAUAGAAAUCUCCACACCAAAUCCAAAAAAUAGAAAAGAAAUACUCCAGAAAAUCUUACAGGAUUUCCAAGUAAACCUAACAGAAGAAGAAUUGUAUGAUCUAUCACUUAACACCCAUGGUUUUGUAGGAGCAGACUUGGUAUCUUUUUGCUCUAGAGCCAGCUUAAACGCCAUUAAAAGAAACGACGAAAAUCUUAAAUAUGAAGACUUCAAGUAUGCCUUAACAAAAGUCCGCCCAAGCGCCAUGCGCGAGGUUCAAAUAGAGGUGCCCAAUAUAAAAUGGCAAGACAUCGGCGGUCAGGACAACCUAAAACUGAUACUCCGCCAAGCCGUAGAAUGGCCUCUAAAACACGCCGCCUCGUUUUUGAGGUUGGGGGUGACCCCGCCCAAAGGCGUUUUGAUGUACGGGCCGCCAGGUUGCUCCAAAACCAUGAUAGCCAAAGCCUUGGCGACCGAAAGUGGUUUAAAUUUUCUCUCCAUCAAAGGUCCAGAGUUGUUCAGCAAAUGGGUGGGGGAGUCUGAAAGGGCUGUAAGAGAAGUGUUCAGGAAAGCACGGCAAGUGGCGCCAUCUAUAAUAUUUUUCGAUGAAAUCGACGCGCUUGGAGGGGAGAGGAGUGCCAACUCCAGCACCAGUGUGCAAGAAAGAGUCCUGGCUCAAUUAUUGACCGAGUUGGAUGGAGUCGAAGCUCUAGGGGAUGUGACAGUGCUAGCUGCCACUAAUAGGCCUGAUAGGAUCGAUAAGGCCCUACUUAGACCUGGAAGACUGGAUAGAAUUGUCUAUGUGUCUUUGCCAGAUGAGAAUACUAGAAAAGAAAUAUUUAGGAUCAAACUUUCUAAAAUGCCAGUUGUAGGUGUGUCAAUUGAGGAUCUAGUAGGUUUAACCAAAGGCUAUUCAGGUGCAGAAGUAAACGCAGUGUGCCAUGAAGCCGCCAUGAUGGCCUUGGAGGAAAGCCUUGACAUUGAACAUGUGGAAAAACGCCAUUUUGAUAAAGCUUUGGAUUUAAUUAAACCUAGGACGCCUCCCAGUUUAAUAAAAUUGUAUGACGAUUACGCAAAAUUAAAAGAAUGAAAAGCGAA
This is a messenger RNA of Brassicogethes aeneus, 2382 nucleotides long. The record is from the annotation of a GenBank genome assembly. Lineage: Eukaryota; Metazoa; Arthropoda; Insecta; Coleoptera; Nitidulidae.